GGAAGAGGAGGGCGUUUGGCCCUCAGCCCUCCCGGCCCAACCCGGCCCGGCCAUGGAGGUCUACAUUCCGUCUUUUCGUUAUGAAGAGAGCGAUCUGGAGAGAGGCUACACGGUCAUGAACCAAUCCUAGGAAGUAAACUGUCUGGAGCCCCAAGAUGAGUGAAGUUAGGAAAAUGACUGUCCCUGAAACGAGACUAACAAAUGAAGGUUUUUAAGAUAGAAGUGCUAAUGAGUGGACGGAAGCAUUUUGUAGAAAAAAGGUACAGCGAAUUUCAUGCUCUGCACAAAAAGCUCAAGAAAUGUAUAAAAACUCCAGAAAUUCCUUCCAAACAUGUUAGAAACUGGGUCCCAAAGGUCCUGGAGCAGCGCCGACAAGGUUUGGAAGCCUAUUUACAGGCUGUCAUUUUGGAAAAUGAGGAGCUUCCGAAAUUCUUUCUUGAUUUUCUAAAUGUACGACAUUUACCCUCUCUACCAAAGACCGAAAGUUGUGGCUCCUUUGAGGAAACAGAAUCUGAAGAAUCCAGCAAACUGUCCCACCAGCCCGUGCUGCUGUUCCUCAGGGAUCCGUACGUCUUGCCUACAGCCAAUGGUAAUUGCGCCUGUGAUGAUUUUCCCAAUGUAGUGAUUGAAGGCGUUCUCCAUGGGAUCUUUUACCCUCAUCUACAGCCCAGGUAGAAGCUGGAGCAACAAAGGCUCAGUCAAGCGGUCGAGAUCCCCCCAACUGCCGAAACUCUGUGACACACUAGCUCUAGUCCCUGCUAACAUUCGUAGUCCGGCUCCAUUGAGGAAAGCGUCUGCUUCCUUUCCAAGCUAGAAACUGAAUGUGGGAUUUGGCGAAGCCAAGACAAAACCUUAAGAAGUAGGACGUAGCGAUCUGCCCCGACGGAGCUUCAGAGGCUUUCUGUGGCCCUGGAUGAACCCUGUGUGCCUCAGCAGCACAUGUAGUGCACCUCGUGAAGGCUGGCACAGCGACACCAACUUUGUUUGUCUGGGUUUUCCAAUGCCAACCUUCUUCACUUGGCCUUUUCCCAGCUGCCGAAAGGUGUCUCUGCUGGAGAACCAGCACCAGAAAGCUUAUCCCAGAAACACUGCAACAGACAUAGCUGAGAAACUGGUUUAACUGGAAAUCAAAAGUCUGAGUACGUUUGUGGCGGCUCCCCCAAGCCCCAAAGGACCUCCACCCUAUUCGAUGGGGGAAAGGAAAGAGGUCCCCGCUGGCUACCUGUCCGUCCACGGAAGACCAAAUAGCAGCUCCAUUUUAAGUUGUUGCUUUUAGUAAGCUCCCAGGCGGCCAUGUAUGCAGGGACAACUUUAGAAGUCUAACUAAUGAACUCCACUACUGCUAAUAUAGUCUAAUUGUAGCAACUCGAGGCCUUCCUGCAUUUUGAAGAUAAAUUGCACAGAGGGCAUUUGACGCUGCUUCAGGUGACGACAAAUAGUAUUGCCAAGUCAUAAAUAGCACCCACCUAGAAGAACAGGGCUUUUCCAAUGUUGGAGACACACUAAAAUAGUUUGUAUAUUACUGAGUACUGGGCUGUAAAAUAAACUUCAGAUCUAAGAAAA
Monodelphis domestica (gray short-tailed opossum) is the source of this 1563-nucleotide messenger RNA. RefSeq names its product sorting nexin 24 (gene SNX24). The record is from RefSeq and is a predicted model, not a curated record. Lineage: Eukaryota; Metazoa; Chordata; Mammalia; Didelphimorphia; Didelphidae. Gene Ontology annotation, molecular function: phosphatidylinositol phosphate binding.